Molecule: messenger RNA, 2215 nt
Organism: Pelmatolapia mariae (spotted tilapia)
Lineage: Eukaryota; Metazoa; Chordata; Actinopteri; Cichliformes; Cichlidae
Gene: slc6a16a
Product: solute carrier family 6 member 16a
Exons: 11
Coding region: 1-2151 (716 amino acids)
Biological process (GO): sodium ion transmembrane transport
Cellular component (GO): plasma membrane
Source: RefSeq, a predicted model, not a curated record
AUGAAGCUUCAACUGAUAAUCGGUUUAGUUUAUCAUAUUACUUCUUCUCCUUAUAACAAGACAGAAAAGCCUCCGCUGGACGGCAGCGAGGGCAGAACCUGGAUGGAAGAAGGCCAGUCUCAAACUCAGCUCACAGCUGUGGAUGGUCCCGAUGGAGCUGCGACAGACGACGGAGACCGUCCAGCAUGGGAUUCUAAGAUUCAGUAUGUGUUAGCCCAGGUGGGCUUCAGUGUGGGCUUAGGGAAUGUGUGGAGAUUUCCAUACCUCUGCCAUCAAAAUGGAGGCGGCGCCUUCAUGCUGCUGUAUGUUUUUCUUUUGGUGGUUGUGGGAGUUCCACUGUUUUUUAUGGAGCUGGCUGCUGGCCAAAGCAUUCGACAGGGCAGCAUCGGUGUAUGGAAGCACAUCUCUCCAAAGCUGGGAGGGAUCGGCUACUCCAGCUGCAUGGUCUGUUUUUAUGUGGCUUUGUACUAUAACGUUAUCAUUGCAUGGAGCCUGUUCUACAUGGGUAACUCCUUUCAGUAUCCUCUGCCAUGGGAGAAGUGUCCAACGAAUGUGACCUCCAAUGACACAGUGAAAGAAUGCGCAGGCAGCUCCCCGACGUCGUAUUUCUGGUUUCGGAAAGCUCUCAACAUCACAAAUUCCAUUGAAGAAUCUGGAGAGUUUAACCCCAUCAUGACAGGCUGCUUAUUGGCUGCUUGGGCAAUUGUUGCCUUGGCAAUGAUAAAGGGCAUCAAGUCUUCUGCAAAGGUGAUGUACUUUUCCUCCAUUUUUCCCUAUGUGGUGCUUUUUAUUUUCCUGAUCAGAGGAUUACUGUUGGACGGUGCCUUGGAAGGAAUCACCUACAUGUUUUAUCCUAAGCUGGAGAUCUGGGGUAAUGUGCAGGUGUGGCGACAGGCUGCUACACAAGUGUUUUUCGCCCUGGGCCUGGGCUAUGGUUCUGUUAUCGCGUACUCCUCCUACAAUCCAGUCCACAACAACUGCCACAGGGAUGCUCUGAUGGUCUCCUGCAUCAACUUCAUGACAUCCGUGCUGGCCUCUCUAGUGGUUUUCGUCGUGCUCGGUUUCCGUGCCAAGAACAUUGCACUACGCUGCGUGGCUGAAAAUCUCAGUAUAUUAAACUCACUGGCAUCCAGUGGAUCUAACCAGCACUGGUGGCCAUGGUUCAACAUGACAGAUGUAAGCUCUGUGACUUUAGCUGAAUACAGAGAGUGGUACCAUCUCUACAGCUCCAUGGUGGGUCCUAAAAUCACUGACUGCAGUCUGGAGCAGGAGAUGAAUAAGGGUGUCGAAGGGACAGGCCUGGCAUUCAUAGCAUUCACUGAGGUGAUGGCCUUCUUCCCAGCCAGUCCCUUCUGGUCCACCCUGUUUUUCCUCAUGCUGCUCAACCUGGGCCUCAGCACCAUGUUUGGAACAAUGCAGGGAAUCCUCACACCUCUCAUGGACAAUUUCAGCCUCUUGGGGCGUCACCGAACCCUACUCACGGUGUCCAGCUGUGCUUUGGGGUUCAUUAUUGGAUUACUGUUCACUCAGCGUUCUGGCAACUAUUUUGUGACGAUGUUUGAUGACUACUCUGCAACCCUGCCUUUGGUCAUUGUGGUCAUUUUUGAAACCAUUAGUGUGGCGUGGGUUUAUGGAACAGAUCGCUUUCUGGAUGAUAUUGAAGUAAUGCUCAAAUGGCGCCCUCCGGUGGUGUACAAGUACCUUUGGAAAUAUGUGUGUUUGCUGGCGAUGGUCAGUCUUCUGGCAGCCAGUUUGCUCCGCAUGGUCUUCAAAGGGCCCACGUACACCGCCUGGAAUCAAAGCACGGCUUCUGAGAUGACUCUCGAGUACCCUGGCUGGGCCCUGGCUAUGAUCAUCAUGCUUAUAGUGUUUGCCAGCUUGCCUGUACCUGUCGGCUACAUCUAUUCCUUAGUGAAGAACCGCUGGGUCCGUAGCACUCCCUCCCAGGCUGAAGUCGGCCAGGAAAUGCGUCGUGAGUUGUACACCAAGUGCAGCUCUACUGAGCAGCCAGAGUCCCAUUUCCAUCCUGUCCACUUCAGGGAAGACGAGGUUCAUCCCAGACCUGCCUUCCUGUCGGUGGGCAACGAACAUUACCGACUCCUUUCCCAGGAGGAGGACGAGGAGGAGGAGGAACAAGACACGGGGGUGUGAGCAUGGUGGUCAGAAGGAAGUUGUUUGAGAAAGGACAAAAUACAAAUAGAAAGAAAAGUACAAA